AAAGGUGGCUGCCCGACUUCAAGAUGCGUAUCGAGAAGUGUUAUUUCUGUUCCGGGCCGGUGUACCCGGGACACGGCAUGAUGUUUGUCCGCAAUGACUGUAAGGUUUUCAGAUUUUGCAAGUCUAAAUGCCAUAAAAACUUUAAAAAGAAGCGCAAUCCUCGGAAGGUCAGAUGGACUAAAGCCUUUAGAAAGGCAGCUGGUAAAGAACUUACAGUGGAUAAUUCAUUUGAAUUUGAAAAACGUAGAAAUGAACCUGUUAAAUAUCAGAGAGAACUAUGGAAUAAAACAGUUGAUGCCAUGAAGAGAGUAGAAGAGAUCAAACAAAAACGUCAAGCUAAAUUUAUAAUGAACAGGUUAAAGAAGAGCAAAGAACUACAGAAAGUUCAGGCCAUCAACGAAGUCAAACAAAACAUCCACCUUAUUCGGGCACCUCUUGCAGGUAAAGGAAAACAAUUGGAAGAAAAAAUGGUGCUCAAAUUGCAACAGGAUGUGGACAUGGAAGAUGAUUCUUAGACAUUUCACAAUGUUCUGAAACCUUCACUUUGUAUUUCUCCAGAAAGUAUCUUGCAGAGCCUUGAAACUCUUGUGCAUUAUUGAGUUAUUUUUCAUAUUAGUUCAGUAAAAUGAGAGGUGGUUAAAAAAAAUCUCUUUUCAUGUUGUAAUCUGUAAAAUAUCAGAUUAUGAGGAUGUUAAGAGUAUAUUUCAAGGUUAAAGCUACAUUGAAUUUGCCAUUCUUUUGUAAGUUAUGAAAGUACUAUUUGUAAUUAUAGAAGCAAAUAGAAACAAAAUGGCCAUAUCAUUUGGAUAAUGACUUUCAACAUUUACUAAAUUCUAUAAUUAUAUUGUGCUUUAAGGUUAUUGAUGUAUAAAAUAAAACAUUUCUUUUUAAUAUCCUCCCUUUAUUGUAAUGGGAGUAGAAUACAACUGUAAUGCCUGUUGAAUUAACAUUUUGUACAGUAAUUGGUUAUAAAUUAUCUUCUCUACUUAC
This is a messenger RNA of Gracilinanus agilis (Agile Gracile Mouse Opossum), 990 nucleotides long. It is a transcript of the gene RSL24D1, whose product is annotated as ribosomal L24 domain containing 1. Gene Ontology annotation, cellular component: nucleolus. Gene Ontology annotation, biological process: ribosomal large subunit biogenesis. Lineage: Eukaryota; Metazoa; Chordata; Mammalia; Didelphimorphia; Didelphidae. The transcript is spliced from 6 exons. Bases 24 to 515 code for a protein of 163 amino acids. The record is from RefSeq and is a predicted model, not a curated record.